Molecule: messenger RNA, 1024 nt
Organism: Sphaeramia orbicularis (orbiculate cardinalfish)
Lineage: Eukaryota; Metazoa; Chordata; Actinopteri; Kurtiformes; Apogonidae
Product: trace amine-associated receptor 13c-like
Exons: 2
Coding region: 35-1024 (329 amino acids)
Biological process (GO): G protein-coupled receptor signaling pathway
Cellular component (GO): membrane
Molecular function (GO): trace-amine receptor activity
Source: RefSeq, a predicted model, not a curated record
CUUCUAGUCUCCUGCUCGACUGGAUGAUGGACACAUGGAGACACUAGGAGAAACUGAACUCUGUUUUCCACACCUCUUUAAUGCUUCUUGCAAAAAGAUAAUGCGUCCUCACAUUGAAAACAUGUUUAUUUACAUUGUGCUGUCCUCUAUCUCUCUUCUUACUACAGCUCUCAACCUGCUGGUUAUCAUCUCUAUCCACCACUACAGGCAGCUUCAAACCCCCACCAACCUCCUCCUCCUCUCUCUGGCUGUCUCUGAUUUCUUCGUGGGUCUGCUCAUUUCCUUUCAGAUUAUCCUCAUGGAUGGAUGCUGGUAUCUUAGUGAUCUCAUGUGCACUGUGUAUUAUGUUUUAGAUUGCAUUAUUACAUCUGCUUCUAUAGGAACAAUGGUUCUCAUAUCAGUUGACCGUUAUAUGGCCAUAUGUGACCCUCUGCAUUAUUCAACUAAAGUCAGUCCAAAAAGAGUUAAACUAUGUGUUUGUGUGUGUUGGUUUCUUUCUGCACUUUGUCACACUCUGUUGUUGAAGGAUAAUCUGGCAGAACCUGGCCGGUAUAACUCCUGCAUUGGAGAGUGUGUAGUUGUUAUUAAUUAUGUUGCAGGACUUGUUGAUCUUAUUUUGUCUUUUCUUGGUCCUUUUACUGUUAUUAUUUUUUUGUACGUGAGGGUAUUUGUGGUGGCUGUGACUCAGGCCCGUGCCAUGCGAUCACACGUUACAUCUGUCAAAGUCCAGGGUUCAUUGACUGUAAAUGUUAAAAAAUCUGAGCUGAAAGCAGCCAGGACUCUGGGUGUUGUUGUACUUGUGUUUCUAAUAUGUGUCUGUCCAUAUUUCUUUGUUGUCAUUACAGGCCAGGACACCUUACUCAGUGCCUCAUCUGCAGCUUUUGUGAUAUGUCUUUUCUAUUUUAACUCCUGUCUAAACCCUGUGAUCUAUGCCUGUUUUUACCCCUGGUUUAGAAAAUGUCUGAGACUCAUUUUUACACUUCAGAUUCUGCAGCCUGGCUCCAGUCAGAUCAGUAUACUGUAG